AUACAAAGAAGAGCUCGAUCUUUGUCACUAUGAAAAGAUAAAUCGACUCACAAUCGUAAACAAAUUCUACAAAAAACACCAUGUCGAUUGAGGAUGUUCAGAAACAUUCAGUGCAUACCCUGGUGUUCAGAUCACUGAAGAGAACUCAUGACAUGUUUUUAUCUGACCAGGGUAAUGCUCCAAUGAAAUUUGAUGAAAGUGAGAAACUUAAACGUCAGAUAAAGGUUCAGGAUGAAUUUGGUCCAGUGAAGGAAGCUGCCAAAAGAGAAGUAAGAUCCAAACAAAUGCAACAAGUUGGUGGUGUAGGAGAAGCCCAUAAUGGAACUGUACAAGGUGAUAGUGAUCAUAUGAGAAAUGCAUAUGAUUUAGAAAGAUCAGACCCAAGUAGUCGGGCAUUGGUUGCUGUAAAUAUAGGACAACAGCAGAUGCUAGUUCCCAAGAAAGCUCCCACUAUGCCUAAACCUAAUUGGCAUCCUCCUUGGAAACUUUACAGGGUUAUCAGUGGUCACACUGGUUGGGUCAGAUGUCUGGCUGUAGAGCCUGGCAAUGAAUGGUUCUGUUCUGGUGCUGCUGACAGAGUUAUAAAGAUUUGGGAUCUGGCAACCGGAACUUUAAAAUUAACUCUCACUGGUCAUGUGAGUACAGUCAGAGGUCUAGCUGUGAGUGCCAGGCAGCCAUAUUUGUUUUCUUGUGGAGAAGAUAAAAUGGUGAAGUGUUGGGAUUUGGAACAAAACAAGGCCAUCAGGCAUUACCAUGGUCAUCUCAGUGCUUGCUAUGCAUUAGAUCUUCAUCCUACUAUUGAUGUCUUAGUCACAUGUGGUAGAGAUGCAACUGUCAGGAUCUGGGAUAUUAGGACUAAAGCUUGUGUUCAUACAAUGGCAGGUCAUAGUAACACAGUAGCUGAAGUGAAAUGUCAGUCUGCAGACCCACAGGUGAUCUCUGGCAGUCAUGACUGUACUGUGAGGCUAUGGGACCUGGCUAUGGGCAGGACAAGAGUUACAUUGACUAAUCAUAAGAAGAGUGUCAGAGCUUUAGCAUUGCAUCCAGUACAAUAUUCCUUUGCCUCUGGAUCACCUGACAACAUCAAACAAUGGAAGUUUCCUGACGGUACAUUUCUCCAAAAUUUAUCUGGCCAUAAUGCUAUUGUGAAUAGUCUGGCUUGCAACUCUGAUGGUGUCCUGGUUUCUGCAGCUGACAAUGGUAGCAUGCAUUUUUGGGAUUGGAAGACUGGCUACAACUUCCAGCGUGUCCAGGCACUUGCUCAACCAGGCUCCAUCCACUCUGAGGCUGGGAUAUUUUCUUUAUGUUUUGACCACAGCGGUUCAAGGCUCAUAACUGGCGAGGCUGACAAAACCAUUAAGAUUUACAAGGAGGAUGAGACUGCUACUGAAGAGACACAUCCUAUCAAUUGGAGGCCAGACAUAUAUAGAAAAAAGAAAUAUUGAACUGCAUUUUAUUUUCUGUUUGUAAAUAAAAACAUUUUUCAUUUAAUUUCUUUUUCUGCAUUUGUCAUUGUAAAAUGUACAUUCUGUUGUUUGAAAUUACUCAGCAAAAGAGAAUAAAAAUUGUCCAAAGAUU
This is a messenger RNA of Biomphalaria glabrata, 1578 nucleotides long. RefSeq names its product pleiotropic regulator 1-like. Gene Ontology annotation, molecular function: protein binding. The record is from RefSeq and is a predicted model, not a curated record. Lineage: Eukaryota; Metazoa; Mollusca; Gastropoda; Planorbidae. Gene Ontology annotation, biological process: mRNA splicing, via spliceosome. Gene Ontology annotation, cellular component: precatalytic spliceosome; catalytic step 2 spliceosome; Prp19 complex. The transcript has 15 exons. Bases 81 to 1445 code for a protein of 454 amino acids.